GUAGACAGGCAGACAGAUACAGCAACGCCAUUGCCAAGAGGUCGCAAAGCCCAAGAAAAGAAGCCGCGAGCUUUUCUCUCUCUCCUCAUCUCUCCUUUUCUUGUCCGAUUGGAUUACCUGUACUGCUAAUUUCUCUUGCGGUUCCAUUGGAUUGCAACUUGGACCGCAACAUCAAGAGAAAGUUUAGGAUUAAAUUCGCAAGAUAAAAAAGAAUCAACCUUGAUUGACUGGAGUCUUGAAGAAAGGCGACAACUUUGAUUUCGUUUGAUCGGCGGCAGCCGAUCUUGGCUCGGAUGGGACCGCCGCCGCCGUCGCUAGACUACUGGCGGUGCUUCUUCCGCGGCGCUCACGCCAGCAUCUUCGAUGCCAUCGACGCCGCCAUCCGGGUCGCCGCCGCCGACCAUCCCGACGGCCUCCGCGCGCGCCGCGACGUCAUCGCCGAGCGCCUCUACACCGCGCUCAUCUCCCUCCCGCCGGCAGAGGCGCCGGGGCUCCCCGCCCCGGGGCCACCGCUGACGCACCAGCUCCUCCCCGAGGGUGCCGGCAGCGUCCCCAGCCUGUGCAGCUCCGAUCGCACCGAGGCCGUCACCGACGACAGCCGCGGUGGCGGCGCCGGCGCCGGCCCGCGGAACAACAGCGACGACCCCGUCGUCGCCGAUGCAUUCCGCGUCAAGGCCGCUCUCUCCAGCACCCAAGAAAAGUCGGAGGCCGAGUUGCUUGGGCUGCUGGGGAGGCUGCGGCAGCUGGAAUUCACGGUGGACGCCAUCAUGGCUACUGAGACCGGAAUGGCUGUGGAACCGCUGCGAAAGCACCGCUCGAAACAAAUUCGGCAACUCGUCCGAUCGCUGACUGAAGGUUGGAAGACUACAGUUAAUGAGUGCGUGAGCCAUGGAGGUUCCAUUGUAGAUCAUACACCGCAGUCAUUGGACACUUCUUGCCUGGAGCAGGAAGAAGGAGGUCUUCCUGCCCCUCCAAUGGACGAGGCUGCCCUAUUUGCAACACCAUGUACUUCAAUCCGGCUAUCUGAGUUCUUCGAUGAAAUGGAUGAUGAUGGGAACAUUAGAAGCGAUGCCAAGGAGCGCAGGCAGUGUUAUCCGGCAAACCAAGAGUCAGUCAAUAAGCAGUCUCCUAUGGACCAAUGCUAUGACCCAGAACAGAACUGGAGGUUAGAUCAGUCUGCUGUGAAGCAAUCACAACCGAAUGAGCCGUUCAACUGCGAAACAAGGCAGCAAUCUAACACCGGGGAACAAGGGAAGCCAUCAAGUGCAGCUUUUGGUCUAGGGAGACCUCAGAUGUUGCAUUUGGAGCUGAAAGGUUCCGAAAUGAGAGCUAAGCAGCAGCGAGACAUCUCAGUGGCCCAAAGAAAACCGAAACCAACUAUGCCUAAUCGACCAUCGACUCUACAUGAUGAAAGUUCAGUUCGAGCGAAGCUAGAGCUUGCGAAGGAUGCCAAGCUCGAGGCUGCAAAGCGUAAGCUUCAAGAGGGUUACCAAGAAUUCAACAAUGCAAAGAAGCAGCGGACAAUACGGAUGGUGGAUCCACAAGACCUGCCGAAGCAAGGGAACCAAAACCUACAGCUUAACGGCAAGCCAAGGAACAACAGCACCAGCAACACACGGAGUCGGCUGGGCAUCUGCCGGCGCCACUGAUGCCAUGAAGCUCUUCGCUAAUUUUGGACCCCCAUCAUCUUCCAUCUCUUGCCAAAAGAAAAAAAAAAAUCCUUACCCUUGUCACCCCGUUGCUGCUUAUGCCCUGGAUGUAUUCCGGUUGAAAUUUUUAGUCCAGUGCCGUACAUAACAGCAGUAAGGCCUCCUUUGAAACUGUUUUUUUUUUUAACUGUACCUGUUAGUCCAUCUGCAGCGAAGAGGCGCUGGCCGAAAUGCCUCUUGCGCUGACCUAGGCUGUUACCAAGUGUAGCUUAGCUUCUCCCAGUAAGACUUGGACUACAAAACACAAAACAAUUGCUUCUCUUGGUGAGUAGCUCCAUUUCGAACCGAUCAACUUUGUGGCACCUUCCGAAGCUGAGCCUGACCUACC
This is a messenger RNA of Phragmites australis (common reed), 2037 nucleotides long. Its product is annotated as probable mediator of RNA polymerase II transcription subunit 26c. Bases 294 to 1649 code for a protein of 451 amino acids. NCBI's taxonomy places the organism in Eukaryota, Viridiplantae, Streptophyta, Magnoliopsida, Poales, Poaceae. The record is from RefSeq and is a predicted model, not a curated record. Gene Ontology annotation, cellular component: nucleus. The transcript has 9 exons.